Molecule: messenger RNA, 756 nt
Organism: Candidozyma haemuli
Lineage: Eukaryota; Fungi; Ascomycota; Pichiomycetes; Serinales; Metschnikowiaceae
Exons: 1
Coding region: 1-756 (251 amino acids)
Source: RefSeq, a predicted model, not a curated record
AUGUUCUUGUCGCCUAUCUUUGUUGCACUUCUCGGCACGCCAGCACUUGCUGAUGACAUUACCACCUAUGUGUACUCAGACGACCGUCAGUUCACAGUGACGUUUUCUGGGUCCAACAUCCAGCACAUAGCUACUACUAAGACGACCAUCACUGGUGAUAGGUCUACGAGAGAACGGACGUUCCUUACGUACACUGGAGAGGGGCCUCGUCCUACUGGAGAGGCUUCGUUGAACGAUACGGAUGAAAGUGACCCAGAAUCAGAUGCUGAGGAUUUGUACUCGUCUGACGAUGAUGGUGUUUUUAUAGGUAUGGACGAUGAGGAGGAUGACGAUGCCGAGGCCACCGGUAACCAGGGCGUUGGAGGCCAGAAUGCAGCGGGAACGAUGGCCAAUUCGGUUUCUGAAUCUGGAGCUGGAGCUGGAGCUUCAGGGUCAAUGACCAGUGGAGGUGGUUCAGAGAUGUCGCAGUCAAGUCCAGCUUCUUCUGGGUCAGAGUCACAAUCUGCUUCUUCUGGUGGAGGUGGCAGCGGUUCUCAGAGUUCCAGUGGCUCGGGAUCUCAAAGCUCCAGCGGUUCAGGCUCUCAGUCAGCCUCUAAAUCAGGCUCUGAAUCAGGUUCAGGUAGUUCUGCCUCGGGAUCUGGAGGUUCUGGAGGUUCUGGAGGUUCUGGAGGCUCUGAGUCUACUGGAAACGAGGGCUACAUGGCCAAUUAUGGACUUGGGGCGCUUUUGGCUGGCGCUGCCAUGGCUCUUUUGUAA